Molecule: messenger RNA, 2750 nt
Organism: Solea senegalensis (Senegalese sole)
Lineage: Eukaryota; Metazoa; Chordata; Actinopteri; Pleuronectiformes; Soleidae
Gene: pdgfc
Product: platelet derived growth factor c
Exons: 6
Coding region: 789-1817 (342 amino acids)
Biological process (GO): positive regulation of cell migration; positive regulation of cell population proliferation; positive regulation of phosphatidylinositol 3-kinase/protein kinase B signal transduction
Cellular component (GO): membrane
Molecular function (GO): growth factor activity; platelet-derived growth factor receptor binding
Source: RefSeq, a predicted model, not a curated record
UCCUGGAAACAGUUCACAAGCAAGUGGAGAUUUGCCAAUUUGUAACUCAGUGUGUGAAAUGCCUCAUUGGACAAGGCAGCAACGGAAUAGUUAACAUCCCGGGGAGUUUCCUCGGCUGGGAACUUGUACUUUAUGUAUAGCACCUGUUGUGCCGUCAGUUGGCAGUCUCCAAAAACCCAACCCCAAGACGCGCAGCGAUAUUUCAUCCCACUCAGUCUCCACCAAGUUAUGACUCGAGAGCUCGCCAGACAACAGAACUCGUCUCGGGGUUGCGAAUGGUUUCAGACUGUAUCAUGUUGCUGGACUCCCUCGCUGUGUCUGCGUGUGGGGUGUUUCUGUAACGCGUAAAGAGCUGUGGGGAUUUACUCAGACGGAGGCGAGUGCGCACCGAGAACGCAUGGUUCCAGCCAAAAUGCGUCUCAGCGUUUCUAAUGCUCUCGUGUUGUAGAUGAUAUGCCUUCGUAAGGACGCUUAUGCAACUAAUCCCUGGAUUAUCAUCCCUUAAAAAGACAAACUUUGUCCAACUUUUCACAGAACCAACAGGUGCGCACUGGCAUUGCGCAGCAGCAGCAGCGUCAGGUCUGGCAGCUCUGGAAGAGGGUUAGUCUUAAUUUAAAACUUCACUUUUCUCCAGGACUGAUGGUUAAGAUUAUGUGGAUUCUACUCUGCUUUUAUCAUCUCCAAAUGUGCCCAAAGCAGCACUGGUGUCCUGUAAACGACGCGUGCGUGUGGUGAUAUAAACCAUCCCGUCUACAGCGCUUUGUGAUCGCCAGCCACCACUCAUCCAAAUGAUCCUUCCAUUAUUAUUCCUUCUUGCAUCGCUUCUCCAGAAAUAUGGCUCGGAAGCUGAAUCAAGUCAUGUCACCAAAUUUCACCUUCCAAGUGUAAAGCAGCAAAACGGGGUGCAGGAUUCCGAACAGGAGAAGAUCAUAACAGUGUCCGGAGAGGGGAUGGUUCAGAGCCCAGACUUCCCACGUCGGUAUCCCAGGAACAUUGAGCUGACCUGGAGACUCGUGGCACCCAGCAACAUGAGGAUCCAGCUUACCUUUGAUGAGAGGUUUGGACUGGAGGACCCUGAAGAUGGUGUAUGCAAGUACGACUUUGUGGAGAUAGAGGAUCUGAGCGAAAAGGCCGUCCUGGGUCGCUGGUGCGGGUCACAGUCAGUUCCAACUAGUCAGACAUCCAAGGGCAGUCAGAUCAGGAUCCGCUUCAUCUCCGACGAGUACUUUCCCUCUGAGCCGGGAUUCUGCGUGCGCUUCUCCCUCCUGCCUGUGAGUGCAUCGGGUCCUGAAGUUCCCGCAGUCCUCACCCCAUCCCAGCAGGACAUUGAGAAUCUGUCAGAGACCGUGGCAACGCUGAGCACUGUGGAGGAGGUCAUGAAGUACUUGGAGCCGGAGCGAUGGCAGCUGGAUAUGGAUGAGUUGUACAAACCUACAUGGCAUGUGCUGGGGAAAUCUUUCAUUCAUACUAAAAAAGCCAGAGGAGGGGUUGAUCUCAACCUGUUGAGAGAGGAGGUUCGACUGUACAGCUGCACUCCGCGGAACUUCUCCGUGUCCUUGCGCGAGGAGCUGAAGAGGACAGACGCCAUUUUCUGGCCCAGCUGCCUCCUGGUGAAGCGCUGCGGUGGAAACUGUGCCUGCUGCUCUCAACGCUGCUACGACUGUCAGUGUGUUCCCACCAGAGUCACAAAGAAAUACCACGAGGUCCUGUUGUUGAAACAUCGAAGCGGUGGGAGAGGCCUGCAGAAGUCGAUGACUGAUGUGUCCUUGGAGCACCACGAGGAGUGCGCCUGUGUGUGUAACGAUGACUGGGACUGACCUCAGACAUGUGUAACAGCUGCCACUGGAAUCACACAGGAUGUUUACAUACUUCUGCCACUGUUGCAACAUUCUGUGUCUCGUCCUCUUCCGCUGGGAGCGAACAAGAUUUCCCCUUUUUAUCCUAUUGUCCUUUUGCUAAUUGGAUGGGGCCGAAAAAGACUGGAAUCUAAUGAAACUUCUGAAUUGAUUUGACUGCUGUGGAAUACCAAUGGAGAGCAUUUUUUUAGAGAGACAAGAAGUUUGCUGGAGCAGAUCUGGACUUUUACAUCUGUGCCCUGAAGCCUAUUUUCUUCAGCCCCGCAGAGAUAAGAGCACAGAGGUGUUUUUUGCCUCUUCUUGUUUUUGAGGUCUUUGUUUUUUGGGCAGAUAGUGUCGUGGAAAAUGGGAGCUUCUUUGUUCAAGCACUAGCUCCAGCUGCCUUAUUCCAUCUGCUUCUUUAUUAUCGCCACCAAGGCAGAGAAAGGUGCUCGUUUCCCUUUUGCUCUUUCUCUUGUUUUACAGAAAAUAAUGUGUAAUAUGUGCCUUGUGUGUAAAUAUUUGCAUGUCAUUUCUGCCUUUUCAACCAAAGAUGCUCAAGGAGAGAGAGAUAAAAGUUGCACAUGCAGAACUGGCUGGGUGUUGUUUAUGACAGCGCUCCCUUCAAAACAUUGCAGCAAUAGCUUCAGGAAUACUUAGUGUCAGUUGUUUGUAUUCAAUAUUUAUUUGUCUAUUGAAAGGGAUUUUGUUUUUGCAACAUGUUUUACUGUGUAGUCGUUUUUUUUGCAUUUUCAUUGUAAGUCCUUUUACAUUUUCAUCGUGUCAUGGAUAUUUUUCAUUUUCACUAUGCCUUUGUCUAUGCCAUUUUCUGUAAGUUAUUUAUCUCUACUUUUGCAACCGCCGUGUGUGCAUUUCAUUGUACCGACCACCAAAAAUAAAAGCUUCCAUUUUCAA